Molecule: messenger RNA, 1598 nt
Organism: Apodemus sylvaticus (European woodmouse)
Lineage: Eukaryota; Metazoa; Chordata; Mammalia; Rodentia; Muridae
Product: dual specificity protein phosphatase CDC14B-like
Biological process (GO): regulation of exit from mitosis; cilium assembly; protein dephosphorylation
Cellular component (GO): spindle pole; mitotic spindle; nucleolus
Molecular function (GO): protein tyrosine/serine/threonine phosphatase activity; protein serine/threonine phosphatase activity
Source: RefSeq, a predicted model, not a curated record
AUGAAGCCUGAGAGCGAUAGGUGCUCGGCUUGGGCCACCGCGCCCCCCUGCUCAUGCUGCAGCUGGUCCUCCUCUCCUGGAGUGAAGAAGAGCUGCAGCUCCACGCCGCAGGAGCUGCACCGCCUGGAGCAGGACGACCUGUACCUGGACAUCACGGACCCGCCAGGUGAUCCGAAUCGCCUUUGUUUUGCCAUUCUCUACAGCAGACCAAAGAGUGCAUCAAACGGACAUUAUUUCAGCAUAGAUAACGAGCUAGAGUAUGAGAACUUCUAUGCAGAUUUUGGAUCACUCAAUCUCGCCAUGGUUUACAGAUAUUGUUGCAAGAUAAAUAAGAAGCUCAAGUCCAUUACAAUGCUGAGGAAGAAAAUUAUCCAUUUUACCGGCACUGAUCAGAGAAAGCAAGCGAAUGCUGCCUUCCUUAUCGGGUGUUAUAUGAUUAUAUAUUUGGGAAGGACACCAGAAGACGCGUAUAGAACUUUAAUCUUCGGAGAUACAGCUUAUAUUCCUUUCAGAGAUGCUGCCUACGGAAGCUGCAGUUUCUACAUUACACUUCUCGACUGUUUUCACGCAGUAAAGAAGGCAAUGCAGUAUGGCUUCUUUAAUUUCAACUCAUUUAACCUUGAUGAAUAUGAACACUAUGAAAAAGCAGAAAAUGGAGAUUUCAACUGGAUAAUACCAGAGCGGUUUCUUACCUUCUGUGGGCCGCAUUCAAGAUCCAGGCUGGAAAGUGGUUACCACCAACAUUCUCCGGAGACUUAUAUUCCAUAUUUUAAGAAUCACAAUGUAACUACCAUUAUUCGUCUGAAUAAAAGGAUGUAUGAUGCUAAGCGCUUUACGGAUGCUGGAUUUUAUCACCAUGAUCUUUUCUUUCCGGAUGGCAGCACCCCUGCUGAGGCAAUUGUCCAAGAAUUUCUGGAUAUUUGUGAAAAUGUCGAGGGUGCCAUUGCAGUGCAUUGUAAAGCUGGUCUUGAUCGAACAGGCACUCUGAUAGGCUGCUACCUCAUGAAGCAUCACAGGAUGACGGCAGCCGAGAGCAUUGCCUGGCUCAGAAUCUGUAGACCUGGCUCAGUGAUUGGGGCCCAGCAACAGUUUCUGGUCAUGAAACAAUCAAGCCUCUGGCUGGAAGGCGACUAUUUCCAUCAGACGUUAAGAGGGCAGGAGAACGGACCCCUCAGAGAAGACUUCUCCAAACACCUUUCGGAUGUUGAUGACAUUUCAAUAAAUGGGCUUGAGAAUCAAGACAAUCAAGAGCCUGAGCCGUAUAGUGAUGAUGAUGAAGUCAGUGGAGUGACACAAGGAGACAGACUUCGGGCCCUGAAAAGCCGGAGACAGCCGAAAGCCAGCGCUAUCCCCCUCACAUGUCCCCUAGCUGCCCUGACAUCUGCACUGUGUAGUGUUGCCAUCUGGUGGAUUGUGUGUGACUACAUUCUUCCCACCCUGCUGUUCUGUCUUGAUGGCUUCAGAACACAGUAGCCAUCUGGACCCUUUGACAGAUAGUUUGCUGUCCUGGCUCCUUGGAGGGAGAGGAGGAGGAGGAGUGCUUUGCAGCAAAUGCCCAUGCUGGCCUUAUGUCCAGCCAUUUCAAGGACUAAGACAGU